Pseudomyrmex gracilis is the source of this 2673-nucleotide messenger RNA. It is a transcript of the gene Fbxl4, whose product is annotated as F-box/LRR-repeat protein 4. The record is from RefSeq and is a predicted model, not a curated record. Lineage: Eukaryota; Metazoa; Arthropoda; Insecta; Hymenoptera; Formicidae. Gene Ontology annotation, biological process: SCF-dependent proteasomal ubiquitin-dependent protein catabolic process. Gene Ontology annotation, cellular component: SCF ubiquitin ligase complex. The coding region runs from base 374 to 2437 and encodes 687 amino acids. Gene Ontology annotation, molecular function: protein binding. The transcript has 7 exons.
AGUAUUAGAAAUCUACAGCAUACGUGACGUGAAGUAUAGAUUUUUAGUAAUGUUAGUGAAUGAUGGACCGCAAGAGAAGCGGCUUCCCUAGCGGUACGCAACAUCAACUAACUGUAGCAAUUGCUUGUCGUGUAUCGAUAAUGUCACUGCUCUUUCCAUUUUCUUCUCAAAAUCGUCGUCAAUCUGUCGGAAUGACAGGUUUUCUAACCUGAAUAGUUAUCAACUUUAACGUUAGAUAACUCGCUUCGCGAAGACCGAUAAUUUUUUCUGCCAGAGGUGUUCGUUUUUACAAUCGCAUUAAAUGAGCAUAGAUUUAUCGAUAUUUUGAGACCGAGUAAAUCUGAUCUAAAAAUAAUUAUAGAUAAUAAAUGGAAUGCAAAUUAAAUAUUCUGUUGAUAUGUUCUCUUUAACUUAUCCUUCAAAUGACAUGACAUCUCAACAUUAUCAUCAUCAACAUAAUGGCAAAGUAGAAAGAGUGUCCAUAGGAAAAGAUUAUCAUGCCACAUUUAUUGAACAAUUUGUCAAGGAUGUUUAUGACUUCAGUUCUCAAUAUGGAAACAAUAUUAGUAUAUCUUAUACUGCUCACAAUAUCACUGGACCACCCAGCAAGUUUCCAGAAUAUGGAGAUUUUCCUCAAGCAUUUGUCAUGAGAACAUAUGGAGUAUGGUGGGAUAAAUCACCUUCAAGAUCAAUUGAUUAUAUGCCACAGAAUAAUCUGAAUGUUGUGAGCCAUGAUUAUAUUGAUAUUGAGUAUGCUGAAGCAGUGUAUCCAAUCAGAGUCUCAAUAUAUGAAAUAUAUAAUCCUGGAAGUGUGAUUAGAAUUUGGGCACAAGAUUUUCAUGACCAGUGGUUUCAGUUGUGGAGUGGGCCACCUCAAAUUGUUUCUCAAAAACCACGGAUAUUCUCACCACCUUUAAAAUCAUGUAACUUUAAAACCAAAAUGUUAAGAUUGGAGUUCAAUCACAGCCAGUUGGACUAUUACACCGAACUGGAUGCUGCGUUGCUUAUCGGUACAACAGAAUUGAUUCUUGUCAAAAAUGAAUCUCAUGAACAGAGUUUAACUGAUUUGUUAUAUUUACAAAGAAUGAAUUAUGUUUAUCCUGAAGAAACUUUCAAUGAAGAUGUUCAUAAUUUGACACCAGAUUAUAAAAGUGCAAAACAAGAUUUAAUCAAUCUUAAGAGAAUGUUACAUGGUUGUAUCAAGGUCACAAGUAAGAUACAGAAUUAUCGCGAGAGCAAGCUGAUAUCUAAGUUGGUAUUGGAGCAACUUUAUCACUGUGUGCCGCCCUUUAGAGAAGGAUGUAAUAGUAUGCAACAAUUUUUGCUGGAAGAUUUUUCAAGAUUUAUGAAGAAUAUUCAAGAUUCUUCGGAUGAGUCUAAAGAGCCACCAUGUGAUAGUUUUUCCAUGCUUCCUGACGAAACAAUAUUGAAAAUUUUUAAAAACUUGGACUUGAAAUCGUUGUAUUGCUUGUGCAGAGUCAACAAGCAUUUUAAUAACUUGGCACGGGACGCUCUACUCUAUACAUGUUUGAAUUUAAAACCGUAUUGGAAUUCUUUUGAUGCACGUGCAUUAAACUGUUUGGCAUCCAGAUGUAAAUAUUUGCGACAGUUGGAUCUCUCGUGGUGUGGCAAUCACGACAUGUUUUCCACUGUGCACAUCAGAAAUUUUCUCAAAGUUUGCGGCAGUCUUUUAACGCACUUACGAUUAAAUUGCUGCGAAACAGUUGAUAACUCUGUCGUUCAUGAAAUAUCAAGAACAUGUAAAAACUUGAAAGAACUGAGCUUGCGUAAUUGUCAGAACAUAACGGGUGCAGGCUUCUCGUGUUUGCACAAACUUGAGUUCCUCGAACGUUUAGAUCUGUACAGAACAUCCAUAGAAACUCCAACUUUAUGUAAAAUAUUGAAAAAUAAUCCGCAUAUGCGUCAUUUAAGUAUAGCAGGCAUGCGCAAACAUUUUAAUGCGGACGAAGUCGCAGUUGAAUUGGGAACUUCGUGUCCGGACUUGGAAAGUGUAGAUUUUUGGAAAGCGAUGACUCUUACGUGGCAAGGUAUCGAUGCUCUUUCCAAUUGUAAAAAUCUACGAGAAGUGGAUUUCAGUUGGUGCAAUAGAACUGGUUAUGGCUCGAGACUCCACAAGCUGUUUUCUUCCUGUCAGCGUUUGGAAAAGGUCUUCCUCGCAUCUUUUCAAGGACUCACAGAUCGCGAUUUGAAGGAGCUGGCGUUGUGCAAACACUUAAAACAGUUGGAUCUGUUAGGCGCGCUAUCUCUUACACCCGAAAUAUGUUUUGGAAUUUUGUUGAAUUGCCCUAAAUUAGAAUUGCUUGAUCUCAGUUUUUGUGACUACAUUAGCGACUCGCAGAUCAAACUAUGGCGACAGGAAUACCCACAUAUUGCUAUUAAAAGAAUAACGCAAAAUAUGGAAAACAGAUUGAUAUAACAUAGAGUAACUGUAAUUUAUAUAGUGAAAUUCUAAUGUACGAUAAUAGUAAUACGAUUUUUAUUGUAAAAAAAACUUCAAAUUUUAAAUAGCUUAAAAAAAUUUAAUUAAACUUCAUUUGAAAUCGAAAUAUAAAAACUGUGGGACUAAAAUGUGAUAGAAAUUUGUACUGUAUAAUUCAUAAUGUAUUGAUCAAAGUAAUAUAUAUAUAUAUAUAUAUAUAAAUUUAGAUUGAU